Messenger RNA from Hydractinia symbiolongicarpus, 2394 nucleotides. Its product is annotated as band 4.1-like protein 1. NCBI's taxonomy places the organism in Eukaryota, Metazoa, Cnidaria, Hydrozoa, Anthoathecata, Hydractiniidae. The record is from RefSeq and is a predicted model, not a curated record. The coding region runs from base 202 to 1980 and encodes 592 amino acids. Gene Ontology annotation, cellular component: cytoskeleton. The transcript is spliced from 16 exons.
GUCCUGCGGACGAGGUUGCUUUUGUUUUUGUUUUUAACUUCUUUUUUUUGUAAAUCUUUUGGGUGAGCGAGACAAAAACAAGAUGCUGGAGACUUUAUUGUUGAGACGAUUUUAUUAUACUGCUGUCUGGUACAAAGAUUUGAGAAUCUAGCUGAAAUAUAGCUAAUAUUACAAAGAAAUUAAAUCGUUUUUUAAACAAGAAUGCCGAAGUUAAAAAUCUCAUCUUGCACAGUCCAGUUGCUAGAUGGAACUGAUAUUAUAGUAGAAGUUGAUAAGCUGCAAUACAGUUCUGAGCUGUUAGAUGAAGUUUUUAAAAAAGUUGGCAUUGUAGAAAAAGGGUAUUUUGGGUUGAAAUACAAAAAUCCAAAAGAUGGCAAGGAUUCUUGGCUUGAUCCCAAUAAACCAUUGCAUAGUCAGUUAAAAAAAGCGUCGAAUAUGUUUAAAGCGGCAGUUCAGUUUUAUCCUCCAAGUAUUCAUAUGUUAGAGGACGAAAUAACCAGAUACAACUUUGUUUUACAAAUCCGAGAAAACUUGCUGACAGGAGAAUGGUCAUGUACAUUGCCAACGCAUGCACUUCUUGCCUCCUAUGUUGCGCAGGCUGAAUUUGGGGAUUAUGAUGACGUCAAACACUCUGAUACUUAUCUCAAUGAUCUUCAGUUUAUGCCAGAUCAGAGUUCAACUUUUCUUGAUCGAGUUCAUGCUUUUCACAAGAAACAUGUUACUGUAACUACUACCAAUGCAGACUGGAUGUAUUUAGAAUCAGCAAGAAAGAUCGCAAUGUAUGGUAUGAAUGUGAUGGACGUACUGGACGCUGAUGGAAAUGUGAUGAAACUUGGUGUAAACGUCAACGGGGUUCAUGUACUUCAUAUGAAUACCAUACUUCACUCCUUUCUCUGGCCAAUGGUUAAGAAAUGUUAUUUUCACGGUCGAGAAUUUCUGCUCGAUUUGGAAUAUCCAGUCAAGGGCGGCCACACAGAAGCGAUGACAAUUGGUUUCUAUGCAUUGAGUUCAAUCGAGUCAAAGCGCAUGACAAAGACAUGCAAUUCGUAUCAGCAGUUUGCUUUCCAUGGAAAGCCUAAAUCAACCCCUGGUAAAGCGAAAUCAAAAGGGUUCAGAUCUAAAAAGGGCAAACAUGCACGAGAAGAAGUGGUAGAAAAAGAAUGCUCGCAUGUUACAGCCGACACCGCUUCUACCAACUUUAAACGCGUCGACAGUAUUCGUUUCUCCAAAAAAAUUCUUCAAAAAACAAGUCCUCAGCAAAAAGCUGAUAAGGUAAAGGAGAAUGUUGAAACUUCUGCGCCCGUGGUAAACAAUGAAGACGCUUCAAAGAAAACAAUGGAAAUUCCGAUCAUCACAGAAACGUUAGCUAGUGAUAAUCCUACGUCAGCCGACGAAGAAGAGCAGGAAAAAACUGAUAAACAACAAUCACCUGAAGAAAUAAAAGAAGAAACUGCAAGUCCUAGCCACCACGAAGAAGAACACGCUUCUGAUGACGAACCUGUUGAGGUUUGCGUUGAAGACAUCAAAGAAAAAAACGAAAUCCCCGAUGGAGAACCGCAAGACUCUUCCACACAUCACGAUGAAGAAUACGAAGACGUCACAGAGGAAGCUCUGCAAGUGAAACCUGAUAAGUCUGAACAAGUGCACGAAGAAAACGCCGAUGACGACGCCGACGACGACGCUUCACCAGAAGUUGUCGUGGUUUCCCCGGACGUUGCGAUGAGCGAUGAUCUAGCACAUAAAGAAACAUCAAAACCUUCCUGCGAUGACGCCAAUGCGGAUAACGUCGCACAAGAUGUUAAUAAUGACGAGAAAGAUUCCGACGAAAAUGUGCCGUACGACGUUGAAACGGACCAAGAAAUUGUCAUCAUUGAAUUUGAGGAUGUCGAAGAAGAAAUUCCCGACAAACAAAAGGACGACGACUCGUUGUUGCAGGAGAUUGAGAAAGAAUUGCAACAGUCCUCUGAGAAGCAGAUGUAACACACACACGAAAGAAAACUUCGAGAUGUUCUUAUUUUUUGAAGCUGAGAUUUUGCAUGGAAAAUCGCUUUUGUGUAGGACCUCCGUUGGUUUGAAAAUUUUGUUUAUUUUUCAAUUUUUGCAUGUUUUGCAUUUUAGCCUUUUAUUAAGCACUAAUUAUUUCAUGUGUUUUAGUAUUUUUAACAAUGUGCAUUAUAUUUUAUCUUUGUAUGCAGUCUCGAUUUCCAAUCUUUAGACUCUAAUUCCCUUUUCAGUUGUAUGUCAAUCAGCCUCUUUGAAAGGUUCAGCCAGUUAUUGAUAUGAGUUUCUGGAGGUAUGGUGUCGAGAUUGCGAUUUUAGUUUAUUUAUUUCUGAGGUAUUGUAAUAUUUUUAGAUUAGGAUUACAUAUUUGAAGAAAAUCUUUCUUUUUUCCAA